AUGCCCACACCAAGAUCCAUAGAGGAGACCAUAGAACUGUUCCUCCUCGUUCCUGACGCUACAGAGGCUACACUUCGACUCCGUACACUACACGACACAACCGCAAUAAUGAUACCCCCUUGGAAUUCCCUUUGCCGGAAGGAUCCACCUGUCACCAGGACUACAACUGCUGCAUGGCUCAUGUUAUGUGGUCUUCUGGCUGAGAAACAUGUGCAGCACAAGAGGCUGUCUGGUAUUUUAGUCAGUGGCAUCUCAGAUGAUCACUUGGCACAGGUUAUAAAGUACAAUUCCUCACUCUCCAAGCUGAGCCUGCAUGGUGAUCCCCAACGGAAUGGUCCACUUUCCAUCUGGACUAAAUGGCUCAAUACUAUAUUCUCAAAGGUAGGUGAAGGUAAAACCCUACCAACUGAGAUGCUCAAACAGCUCUGGACUCCACUACAAGCUUUGUGUGAUACCGGGUUGGAGCGAAUAAGGCAGCAUCCAAUUCUGAGCAGUCACUUUGAGAAUGCCUUUAUGCUAAUGGGAACAAGCAGCAGGCAUUCUGGAGUCUACCUUGAGAUCUUGUAUAACCAGAGAGAAGGAAUCUUGCAAACAGAAUUUCCGGUAGAGACAGAGACAGUCAGUGACUGA
Molecule: messenger RNA, 630 nt
Organism: Tremella mesenterica DSM 1558
Lineage: Eukaryota; Fungi; Basidiomycota; Tremellomycetes; Tremellales; Tremellaceae
Exons: 1
Coding region: 1-630 (209 amino acids)
Source: RefSeq, a predicted model, not a curated record